Molecule: messenger RNA, 1508 nt
Organism: Sorghum bicolor (sorghum)
Lineage: Eukaryota; Viridiplantae; Streptophyta; Magnoliopsida; Poales; Poaceae
Product: probable protein phosphatase 2C 41
Exons: 6
Coding region: 308-1162 (284 amino acids)
Biological process (GO): protein dephosphorylation
Cellular component (GO): nucleus; cytosol
Molecular function (GO): protein serine/threonine phosphatase activity
Source: RefSeq, a predicted model, not a curated record
CCGCUAACGCCGACGACGCGGCGACGACUGCUGCGCCAGUGGAGACCUGCAAUCCUCAGCCCACCUGCCCUCCCUUCCCCCCUCUCCGUUCGCCUCUCUCCCCCUCUCCCACCUUCCUCUCUACUCGCGGCGUCGAGCGCCGCGGCCCUUCGCCGGCGCCGAGCACGGAGCACGCACCAGGUCCGCCUCUGGUGCUAGCGGAGGUUUCGGUCGCUGUGGGGGGCUUUCGGAUUUCUCCGUCCCCCCUUUUGUUUGGGUUCUAAAAAUUUCAGUUCCUGGAUUGGAACUGAGUCUGGCUUACCAAGACAUGGAAAAGUUCUGCUGCUUCGGCGCCGGUUGCUCAGAUUUCACGGGGCAUGGGUCAACAGCAUCUGGUAAAGGGAAAGUCUGUCACGGGCAAGUCAAGGUCUCCUAUGGAUAUAACCUUGUAAGAGGGAUGACGAAUCAUCCAAUGGAGGACUAUCAUUUUGUCGAUCUUGUUGAGGUCAAAGGAAACGAGCUUGGUCUUUUUGCUAUUUAUGAUGGUCAUCUAGGAGACACCGUUCCUGCGUAUUUACAGAAGAAUCUAUUUACAAAUAUUUUGAAUGAGGAAGAGUUUUGGACACAUACAGAUAGAGCGAUUACAAAAGCGUAUGAAAAAACAGACCAGGCUAUUCUGUCACAUACUCCAGAUUUGGGACAGGGUGGCUCCACUGCUGUAACUGCCAUUCUUGUGAAUGGCAGGAAGUUAUGGGUAGCUAAUGUUGGUGAUUCAAGAGCUGUUCUUUUGAAAGGUGGUGAGCCCAUACAGAUGUCAAUAGACCAUGACCCGAAUGUUGAGCGAAGUGUAAUUGAAAAUAGGGGUGGCUUUGUUUCAAAUAUGCCAGGAGAUGUUCCCCGAGUAUGUGGUCAGUUGGCUGUCUCCAGAGCUUUUGGAGACAGGAAUCUAAAAUCACUAUUGAGAUCAGAGCCUGAUAUAAAAGUCGAAGACAUAGAUCACACUGCUGAGCUACUUGUCCUUGCGAGUGACGGUCUUUGGAAGGUGAUGAACAAUCAAGAGGUUGUCGAUUUGGCCAAAAGGUACAAGGAUCCCUAUGCUGCUGCCAAGCAACUAACUGCUGAAGCGCAAAAAAGAGAGAGUAAAGAUGAUAUAUCGUGCAUUGUUGUUCGUUUCAAGGCGUAAAUCGGUCACAGGCAGAUUCACGAAGGAUUUUCAUGGAGAGCAAAAAAACGAGUAAAUUAGGCUGCCCGAUGACGGUAGUGGUAAUCUGAUGGAUGAAUAAUUACUGGGGGUUCGCUGUAAAUGAUUUGUCUGCUCCAUUGUAAAGUUCAUAUAUAAAUAUGCUACUAGGAUUAUUUGGUUUUGGCGAUUUCAAAGGUACAGGUGUGAGGGCCCGAGAGCUACUAAAUAGCUAUCAUAUGUAAAUAAUGGUUAUAUUGGACGUUGAAUUUGUAAGAGUAGGCUGAGCAAAAGACAUUUGGAUAGUUCCUAGAGGAAUUGCAUGGUACUCUAUAUGUUCAGAAGGUUC